GAGUCAGUUCUGGGUUGGUCACCAUGGGUGGUGUAACGGGACCAGUUUUCCUGUGGCUGCAAGUUGUGUUGGGGGUAACUCUCCACAGAGCCUGUCGUACUUUACUGCAGGCUGCCAUCCUCUUCUGCGUUUUAGCGCUGCUGGUCUGGGUGGCCGUCUUCCUCUAUGGUAGCUUCUACUACUCCUAUAUGCCCACCGUCAGCUUCUCUACACCAGUGCACUACCACUACAGUUCCGACUGUGAUGCUCCCAAUUCCGUCCUCUGCUCUUUCCCUGUGGCAAACAUCUCACUGCUGAAGAAUGGCAAAGACCAGGUUAUGAUCUAUGGUCAGCCAUAUCGAAUCUCUUUAGAGCUGGAAAUGCCUGAGUCGCUUGUCAACAAACAGCUUGGCAUGUUCAUGAUUAAGAUGUCUUGCUACACCAACAAUGGCCAGACAGUUGCAGCUGUGGUGCGCUCUGCUAUGCUGCACUACCGCUCUGGUCUUCUGCAGACCUUGAAUACUUUACUGUUCUCUCCUCUCCUGCUGACUGGGAUGACGGAGCAGAAGCAGCUCGUUGAGGUUGAGCUCUUCUCAGACUACAAGGCCAAUUCUUAUCAACCCACUAUUGGUGCUGUCAUUGAGAUUCAGUCUCAGCGGGUGCAGGUCUAUUCAGUUCAGCUCAGGAUCCAUGCUUUCUUCACUGGCAUCAGAUACCUCCUGUACAAUUUCCCGGUGACGUCUGCAGUGAUUGGUGUGGCCAGCAACUUUGCCUUCCUCAGUGUCAUUGUGCUCUUUGGAUACCUACAGUUUAUAUGGGGGGGACUUUGGCCUCCCGAGCAGGUCAGGGUUAUGAUGGGAGACAUGACUCGCAUGCAGUGGAGAAGAGAAGAGACUCGGAAGCGCAUGUCCUUCUCACAAACUAAAAUUCCUCAGAAAGACAAUGAUCAUGUUGCUGAACAGUUGGAAGAACCUAGACAAGAAGCAUCAGUAAUACAGAAAGGAAGGUGAACUCACUGAAGUCUGAGAUUUCCGAGUUUCCAGUUGUUUUGGAUGCGGCAGAAGCCAUGCUGGAUUGACAACAUGGCCGAUGUAUUCAACCUUUUCUGGCCUAUGAUGUUGCAUGUGAAUGUUUAUCCUUUAAAGCUUGGAAAAGAAACCCUUAAACUCAGACAUGGACCACACACCCUCUCCACUGAGUAGCAGGCUAGUGAUUGCUUUGCAACGCUUGCAGUUAGCCAUUGAUUCCUUCCACACCACUCAUUGUUGAAUUUGUGAUUUCCAACUUGUUGUCUAAUGUUUAUGGCCGAUGAGCACCGAUACGGUUUAUCUAUAAUUUUUCUUCAUAUGACAAGGAUUGAAAAGGAUUUGCCAGUAAAUGAUCGACUUGAUUCAUGAUGACGACUGCUAGUCUAGCUUGCUAGCUAAGAUUUUUAAAGAAUCAGUCCAAUCAAAGCUACGGUAGAUAUAACGUGAUUUGACGUCAUUUUAUCUGUAGCCAAUGCCGGGGCGGCAGGGUAGCCUAGUGGUUAGAGCGUUGGACUAGUAACCGGAAGGUUGCAAGUUCAAACCCCCGAGCUGACAAGGUCUGUCGUUCUGCCCAUGAACAGACAGUUAACCCACUGUUCCUAGGCUGUCAUUGAAAAUAAGAAUUUGUUCAUAACUGACUUGCCUGGUUAAAUAAAGGUAAAAAAAUUGCCUUGAGCCUUCUUGGAUGGGCACUUCUAAUGUAAAUAUGUGGUAGCUCGGAAAUUGAACCUCCUUGGGUGCUAUGUAUUUUCCCCACCACCACAGAAAGGCUGAAACACUUGCAUUUUGGAGCUGCCUUACUCAAGAAAGGAAAAAGAGACCAUGUUUGUUUUUGGCUUUAUUAACUCAUAGAUUUGCAAACUGAUAUGUGACAUGUAUUGAUGGCAAAAUAGGUAACAAAAUUAUUGUUGAAAAUACAAUAUUUGGGCAUAUUUCAGUGAUUUAGAUGGUACAAUGAUUCUCUACUUUCUCUGCUUGUUUUAUCACAUACACUGAAAUUAGGCAAACUAUUAGAAUUUUAGAAACCAGCUAUUUUAAAUAAACUGAUGCUGAUUU
Oncorhynchus nerka (sockeye salmon) is the source of this 2063-nucleotide messenger RNA. RefSeq names its product seipin-like. Bases 24 to 989 code for a protein of 321 amino acids. The record is from RefSeq and is a predicted model, not a curated record. NCBI's taxonomy places the organism in Eukaryota, Metazoa, Chordata, Actinopteri, Salmoniformes, Salmonidae. The transcript is spliced from 9 exons. Gene Ontology annotation, cellular component: endoplasmic reticulum membrane. Gene Ontology annotation, biological process: lipid droplet organization; lipid storage.